AUGACGAUUGGGAAGAGACCCGACAUGGCGGUGCUGCUGGUCGACACGCAGGGAUCGUACGAUCACGCGACCUCCAAGACUCAACUGGGCUCCCUGUUCGGGCGCAGCACUAAAAUCUUCAACGUGGGCGUGAAGAACAAGGACCCAUACGACAGCCUCGGUGGUCUUUCGCUUCUUUUAGAGUACAGAGCACGCCUGAAGGAGAUCAAAGGCAGGCAAGACACGAAAUCCCGACCCUUGCAGCGGCUGGAAUUUCUCUUCAGGGACCGGCAAAUGUGGGAUCAUCGCGACGACCCUGCGCGAGCGCCGCCUGAAACACUACGCUAA
Ectocarpus siliculosus is the source of this 327-nucleotide messenger RNA. The record is from the annotation of a GenBank genome assembly. Lineage: Eukaryota; Phaeophyceae; Ectocarpales; Ectocarpaceae.